GAAUGUUUACGCGUCAAGAGUCGGUUCCUUGGCGGGUGAGAGACUAAAUGCUCAAAAAAUCCUAUUAAUAGAGAGCCUACACAUUGGUUCUUCUCAUUCGUUCUUGAAAGUUCCAGAGCUCUUCGCAGCAUUUCCUUUCUUUGAACAAAAACCUUUUAUUCAAAGGAUUCUCUAUUCGAGGGAGUCUGAGAUUAAGUGAAGAAGUUACCUUUCAACGCUUGGAAAAAAUUUCAGAGAUGGAAGACAAAUCUGAACACAUUGUUGGUGGAGAAGAAAGGAUCAAAAAGGAAGAACUCCAUGUCAAAAUCAAGACGAAGAAUGUAGAACCAAAUGAUGUGGUGGAAGAGAAGAAUGAAACGGAACUUGAGUUGAAAAGCAAAUCAGUCGAGAAAGAAAAGCCAAAAUGCAAGGAAGACAGAAGGGAGAAGCAUAAAGAGGAAGAUGGGGAGAAAUCUAAGAAAAAGGAUAAAGAGUCAAAGGAGAAGGUGAAGGAGAAAAAGAAGAAUAAGGGUGAAGAUGGAGAGCAUAAGCAGAAAGAGAAAGAGAAAGAUGAGGAUGAAAAGAAGAAAAAGAAGGAAAAAGAGUGUAAGGUCAACACAGAUGAAGCUGGAGAGAACGUGAAAGAAGAGAAAACAAAAGAGAAAAAGGAUAAGAAAGACAAGAAAAAAGAAGAGAAGGAGAAAAAUGAUGGGCAUUCAAGGGAUAAAGAUGAGGGCAGAGAAGGGGGAAAAGAAGAUAAAAAGAAGAAAGAUAAAAAAGAGAAGAAGAAGCACAAAGAUGAAGACCUAAAGGAGGAAGAAGUGACAGGGAAAGGGAAAGACAAAGGAUCGAGUGUUAAGGAACAGGAUGAGAAGCAUGAGGAGAAUUUAGAGAAGAAGAAGAAGCAUGAAGAUGGCGAACCCAAGGAGAAAGGUGAAAUGAAGAAGAAAGAUGAAACUCAUGAGAAGAAAGACAAAGAAAAGAAGGUGAAAGAUAAAGAGCACAAAGAGAAACAGAAAGUCGAGGAAAAAGAAGACGAAGACGAGGAGGAGAAGAAGAAGCAUAAGGAUGAAGCAGGUGAGGGAAAAGAAGAAGAUGAUGAGAAAGACGGUAAAAAGAAGAAGAAAGAAAAGAAGGACAAGAAAGAGAAAGAGAGGAAACACUCGGAUGCAGCAGCUGAUGGCGGAAAGUGUAAACCUGAAGUUACCUCCAGGGAAAUUGAAAUUGAAGAAAAUGUUAAAGAAUCAGAAGGGGAAGAGAAUAAAAAAGAUAAGGUGAAGGAAGGUAAAGACAAGAAAAAAGAAAAGAAGGAAAAAGGUGAGAAGAAAAGAAAACUUGAUGUUGAUGGGAAGGACAAGAGCAAGGAUAUGGAGAAGCUAAAGCUGAAGUUAGAGAAGCUCAACGGCAAAAUUGAAGCCCUUUUGGAGAAGAAGGCAGACAUCAUGAUGCAGAUGAAAGAAGCUGAACAAGUUGAACAAGCUGCUAAGAAGCCCACAGAUGUGCCAGAGGCGGCUGCCAUUUCAGUUUAGCACUAUCCUGUAUGGAGCUCAUCAUGCCCUUGUGCCUGACAAAAUAAGACAUCCACAAUACUGAGUUUUUUCAUUUCUUU
Corylus avellana is the source of this 1588-nucleotide messenger RNA. Lineage: Eukaryota; Viridiplantae; Streptophyta; Magnoliopsida; Fagales; Betulaceae. The record is from RefSeq and is a predicted model, not a curated record.